Messenger RNA from Rhipicephalus sanguineus (brown dog tick), 1734 nucleotides. Its product is annotated as dual oxidase maturation factor 1. Gene Ontology annotation, biological process: protein transport. The transcript has 11 exons. The record is from RefSeq and is a predicted model, not a curated record. The coding region runs from base 134 to 1438 and encodes 434 amino acids. Gene Ontology annotation, cellular component: endoplasmic reticulum membrane. Lineage: Eukaryota; Metazoa; Arthropoda; Arachnida; Ixodida; Ixodidae.
CACGCGAGCGCAGGGUUUUCAAAAGUGGCUUAGAGUCCGACUUGUCUGACCGCGCGCACGCGCGCCUUUGUGACCACAGCACGCCGCUCUCAUUGCAACUGGAACCGUUGUCCGGCGCGCUUUCCGCGACAGCAUGGGCAGCGAGUACGUGCCGAGCGCCUUGUACUCGGCCCUGCGAGACAAGCCCUUCCCGACGCUCUACGGUGAGAACAGGACCUCGGUGACGGCGGACGUGCUCGAGGCCGGUCUCAUCCUCUCCUUCUGCAUACUCACGCUCGCCUUCCUCCUCGUCAUACCCGGCGUCCGAGUUGGACAGAAAACAAAUGUGCUGAUUCGAGCUCUCGUGAGUCUUUUCAUCGGGACUUUCAUUCUGCUGUGCAACUUCGGCCAGGAAUGGGAGUACUCACGGAUCCACGCGACCACGCCGUACAAGGCUUUCAGCCACGAAGAGUUGAACGCGGAAAUCGAAGUCAAGAUUGGUCUUCGAAGCGUCAACAUAACGUUGAAGAACGAGACCAUCUACUCCGGUACUGACGGAGACCAAGUGAACUACAACGAGCGGUUCUCGUGGGAGUGGCAGCAGGGCCGACAAGGGUUUGGUCCACAAGCCGGCCACUUCAACCAGGAUUUUCGGGAGGCUCAGGUUCGCGGUACCCCUCUGCCAAUUCUCUGGAUUGCCGAGUACUUCACGUUCGAUGGCGAAGGCAUUCGUUUUGGCAGGAACUACCGCAUCGCCGGCUGGUACACUCACAUCCUCCUCUGGACCGCGUUCCCGCUCUGGGUGAUCAGCAACCUGGUGUUCUUCAGCGUGCUCUGGUACGGCGCCUGCGUACUCAUGCUGACCGGCGCGUGCCUCAUCGCCGGCACCGUGGUGUACGCCAGCGUGAGGAACUUCAUUCCGCUCGAGAUUCCCUUCUACGACCACGACCACCUCGUCCUCAUCCGCAUGCAUUACGGCUGGUGCUUCUGGAUGAACCUCGUCAACGGUCUGGUGUGCCUGGUCGCCGGUCUAGUGGUGCUGUUCAUGGACCUCCGAUACCCAGACAUUAUUGCGGCCUUCUUCGACAUCGACAUCCUCCAAGACUACGAGGAGAUUUACGACGAGCCUGUGGAGUUGGCAAAGGUCACGACGGAUGAGAAGAAGACAGCGGCCAGUGACACCGCCUUACUGCUGCCUACCAAUUCCGUGCCUGGCUAUGGAACAGAUGGGCCAGAAUACGAGGCUCCCGCACUGCGGAAGCGCAGUGCCUACAACCGCUAUCAGCGGGUUUCCGUCCGCAAGCCGGCUCCAGCCCCACGAAGGCUUCCCGCCGUGCCGGCAGCCGUGCAGGAGGAAGAGGACGACGAGAACCCCAUCUACGAGAACACGCUACAGUCACCGGAAAGGUACGACUCCAGCUCCAAGGAGAACAUCCUCAUGGACACACUCAAGCGUUAGGCCCACAUUGUACUCCGGGCAACCUUCCAGUGACAAAGGUGGCCAGUGACCGGCGCAACGCAGCCCGCCCUUCGUACAAAGCAGGCUGCGAUGGAACAUCGAGAAGUAUUUCAUUCCAAGGGAUCGCCUGGCUGGAAGCAAAGCGUUUCAUUAUUUUAUGUUUGUUGGUUUUUUCAUUCACAAUGACAAUUUGUUAUUAAACUGUGCAAUCCAAACAGCAAGCUUUUUAGCGCUUGCGGUUGUUCUUCGCUGUUUUCAUGCGAGUGACUCCUUCGUAAGAUUGUGUGUGUUUUUUU